UCUUUUAUUAAAGUAAAUACAUAACUCUAUAACUCACACUGUUUCUUAUACCAAUUACAUUGUUUUAAUAGUGUGAAUUUAAUACAAUUCUCCCCGUUUUUUAAAGUAAAAUUAUGCCAAAUGCCAAACAGCUGGUAGGUCUAAUGUCCCAAAACAUAACCUCAUUUUUUCAAAUAAACAAUAAUCUGUGCAAUAAUAAUGUACAUAAAAGUAUUGUUAUUUUCGAUAUUCGUGGCUGUGAUCGCAAUAAUUUACCGCUCAAAAUUCGUGCAAAACGCCGACCCUAACCUCUUCACCGCCGCCGAUUUGCGCCGUUUUAACGGGAUCGAUCACCCCAAUUUAUACUUGGCAAUUCUGGGCAAAGUCUUCGACGUGUCAAAGGGCUCCGCCCAUUACGGCCCCGGUGCUACGUACAAUUUUUUCGUCGCAAAAGACGCCUCUCGUAGUUUUAUCACUGGUCAAUUCACAGAGGGCCAAGCCGACGACCGAGUGUCAGAUUUAGGCCCCGGAGACUUGCGCUCCUUGAAUCACUGGGUGCGAUUUUACCACAAAGAAUACAAACGAGUCGGUAAAUUAAUCGGGCGCUAUUACGACGAAACGGGGAAAUUGACACAAUACGGGAGAGAAGUGAAGAAACUUAUCCAAAAGGCAGAACGUGAGAAGGAAUUUCACGAUGAGGAAAAGCUCAAGUUUCCGCCGUGUAACGUUGAGUGGAACGCGGACACGGGGAGUCGUGUGUGGUGUACGGAAAAAAGUGGAGGUGUCUCCAGGGACUGGGUGGGUUUUCCAAGACAGUUGUACGAACCUGGCUCGCAAAGUUUUAGGUGUGUUUGUGUGAAGUCGGGCGAAGUCUCGGCGAAUUUGAAACAAUACGAUGGGUGUGAUGCAAGUUCAAUUAGUUGUUUUGUUAAAUCGUGAAUAAAACUAUUUUUUAUUAA
Tribolium castaneum (red flour beetle) is the source of this 938-nucleotide messenger RNA. RefSeq lists its product as uncharacterized. Lineage: Eukaryota; Metazoa; Arthropoda; Insecta; Coleoptera; Tenebrionidae. The transcript has a single exon. Gene Ontology annotation, cellular component: membrane; endomembrane system. The coding region runs from base 199 to 918 and encodes 239 amino acids. The record is from RefSeq and is a predicted model, not a curated record.